This is a messenger RNA of Marmota monax (woodchuck), 2659 nucleotides long. Its product is annotated as quinone oxidoreductase-like protein 2. The transcript has 10 exons. Gene Ontology annotation, molecular function: oxidoreductase activity. Lineage: Eukaryota; Metazoa; Chordata; Mammalia; Rodentia; Sciuridae. Gene Ontology annotation, cellular component: mitochondrion. The coding region runs from base 62 to 1114 and encodes 350 amino acids. The record is from RefSeq and is a predicted model, not a curated record.
CGCAGUGUCCGGUCUUCCUGCAGCGCUCUGGCCACUCCCUCUAGCGUCCAGUCUGCCGGCCAUGGCGGCGCUGCUUUGCAGACGGUCACUCCCUCGGACGUGGCUCUGCAGGAGAGCUGGGCAGGGCUGUGGCCGGCACUACCGCGCCGCGCUUUGCGCCGAGCUGAAGCAGCCUCUGGCCAUUGAAGAGGUGGCCCGCCGCCCUGUCCGACCCCACGAGGUCAGAGUUGAGGUCCAUUUCUGUGGAGUCAACUUUGCUGACAUUUUGGUCUGUCGUGGCCAAUAUCAGGAGAAGCCCCCUCUUCCCUUCACACCUGGAAUGGAGUUUUCUGGGACAGUACUGGAGACAGGCGCGGAUGUCAGCUCAGUGAAAGAGGGAGAUCGAGUCAUUGGUGUGAGUGGCUUUAAUGGGAUGGCUGAAGAAUGCAUCGCUGACCAGAAGACCUUGUGGCGGGUUCCAGAAAAGGUCUCCCUACAAGAAGCUGCCGUCCUACCUGUGUCUUAUGGCACUGCUAUUUUGGCUCUAGAGCAUCGGGCCCAUACCCAGCCUAGAGAAACUGUUUUAGUAACGGCAGCAGCUGGAGCCACGGGCCUUGCAGUGAUAGAUGUGGCAACAAAUGUUCUUCAAGCCAAGGUAAUCGCUGCGGCCGGAAGCGAUGACAAGUGCAAGCUGGCGGUGCAGAGGGGCGCGCAGGGCAGCGUGAACUACAGCCAGGGCAGCCUGAAGGAGGCCGUGAGGCGGCUGGCGGGCAGCCGUGGGGUGGACGUGGCCAUCGACAUGGUGGGAGGAGAGGUCUUCCUGGAGGCCCUCCGCAGCCUGGCGUGGGAGGGCAGGAUCGUGGUGCUGGGAUUUGCUGGAGGAAACAUCGCCUCCGUGCCAGCUAACCUGCUGCUCCUGAAGAACAUCUCUGCCAUGGGCCUGUACUGGGGUCGGUACCAAGACCAGGACUUUCCCGUCUUCUCCAGGAGCCUGUCCUCGGCCCUCCAGUACUGCCAGCAAGGGCGCAUCCGACCGUAUGUGGGGUCGGUGUUUAAGCUGGAGGAGGUCAAUGAUGCCUUCCUUCACGUGAUACAGCGCAAAUCUACGGGCAAGGUUCUUCUUUCUCUUAAAUAAAUCCUUACUUCUGCAGCAAAUUCAGCAUGUCCAAAUCCAAACUCUCAUUCUUUCCCCAAAACCUGAUUUCCCCCUGUGUUUCUAAAGGUGUUACCACCUUUCUUACUAAUCCAGGUUUAAAAUCUGGAGUCACAUGUGGUUCUGGCUUCUUAUUGCUCAUAAUUAAUGUGGCCAUGGAGGGUAUUGUCCAAACUUGGACCUUUCUGAGAGUGGAAGGGUGCUGUUAGUAAUUGCACCAGAUAAAGGCGUCCUGGGCAGCAGGAUGGAGGGUCACCCUGUACAAAAUGCGCUCUCUGCCGAUCCUGCGUUCCCACUCUGCGGUCUCUCUCACCUCCUCCCUUCCGUCCUAAUCGACUCCUCUGCUGCUUCCGCAGUCUUCUCACUGGCUUCCUAACUUUGAACUAAUCUGUCCUCUCCGUCUGCAUCAUGCAUUACUCCAUGGUGGUCUUCCUGAUGCAUGGUUCUACGUCUUGCCUCAGGAAACCUGCAGUGGCUCACUGUGGCUUGCACGGUGCAGUUCAGAGCCCUGGAACCAGCAUUGGACUAUGGCCGUGAUUUUGCCAUCUCUGUUUUCCAGCCCAUGUCUGCAGUUCCUCAGUCCCUGAUCUUGCCCCUUCUCUCCUUCACUCUGUCAAACACGGGCUGUCCUGACCCCUGAGGCCUCCUGUGCCCCUUUCCUCUUCCUCUGCUGCCUUCCGGUAGCUUCUCCUGCAGGAUCCUGUUACAUCCUAACUGUUAUAGGGUGUGGCCCGUGUAAGGGCCAAGAAGCGGGUCUGAAUCCACUGUGGAGGUAUUACAUUCAUUUUUCUCAGUGCAGAGUGGCUAUUCCAUACAAUGUCUACCUCCCAGAGCUACUGUGAGCAAUACUGGCAGUGAUAGGGGAGUGCACCUGGUAGGUAGUAAGGGAUUAGCAAAAUGAAAGUAAUCAGAUUACUUAAUUUCUUUCUUUUCUCCUUUCCCAGUAAAUUGUAAGCUCCUUGAGAACAAGUAUCAUGUCUGAUUCACAACUUUUUUUUGACUUCUCAUACCACCUCCCAUAGUGACUGAACCUGGGUAAAUGUGAAAUACAUUGAACUGAAUUUGAAUGACCUGAAGCUCUUAAAUCAUAGGAUUAAAUUAAGAACAUGUUGCUCUGUCCAUCAGUUGGUGAAUGGAUAAGUAAAAUAUAGUGUGGACAUACUGUGGAAUAUUAUUCAGCCUUAAAAAAGAAUAAGACUUGGAUACUUGAUACAUUGUAGAUGAACCCUGAGAAUGUUACAUGUGAAAUAAGCCAGAAAUAAAUAGACAAAUACUCUGAUUUCACUUAUAUGAGAACCUAGAAGAGUCAGCUUGGCAGACAGGAAGUAGAACGGUGGUUGCCAGUAGGAGGGGAAAAAUGGGGAGUUACUGAAUGGAUAUAGUUUUGGAGUGGGAAGGGGAAGAGGUUUUGGAGGUUGGUGAUGGUGGCAUUACUGUGGGAACGCACUCAGUGCUGCUGAACUAUACAUGUAAAAAUGGUCAAAAUGGAAAAAAAAAGGUUAAAAUAAAAAUGGUUCAACUUGUUAA